CUCCUGCUGCCCAAACCCCUAUAUAAUUACCCAUCCACCGCCACCCUCUUCCUCCAAGUUUACAAGUUCUACAUUUUUCCUUGUAAAUUACAGUUCUUUGUCUCUCUCUCCUCAGGUUCUGAAAUGGGUAUUCGUUUGCCUUCCAUGAUCUCCAGUGCCAUGCAAAUUCUCAAGAAGCAGUCUUUCCAUGGUAGAAACGAGUCUAAUGUACCUAAAGGGCAUGUAGCAGUUUAUGUUGGAGAAUUCCAGAGGAAGAGAUUUAUUGUUCCAAUAUCAUAUUUGAACCAUCCUUGCUUCCGGGACUUGCUUAACCAAGCUGAAGAAGAAUUUGGCUUCAAUCAUCCAAUGGGCGCUCUUACAAUUCCUUGCAAAGAAGAUACCUUUAUUGAUCUCACUUCUAGGUUUCUUGCCUUGUGAGACAAAAAGAAGAUUCACCAAACCCAUUUCUGCAAUUUUUGACAAGAUAUUCAUCUCUUUUUUUAUCCCUUCUCUUUUUCCCUCCUAGGACAAUGUAUAGGAGGAUUGUGAAGUAUACAUGUGUACAUUUUCCCACGUACGAGUAGAUGAAUCAAUUUUUUCCUUUUUAAUGUUUCUCUUUAAUGAAUCAUGUCCCUUACAUCAAUUUUUCAUUCAAAGAUUUUCUUUGAAGCUCUGCUA
Hevea brasiliensis (rubber tree) is the source of this 657-nucleotide messenger RNA. Its product is annotated as auxin-responsive protein SAUR20. Gene Ontology annotation, biological process: response to auxin. The record is from RefSeq and is a predicted model, not a curated record. The coding region runs from base 124 to 417 and encodes 97 amino acids. The transcript has a single exon. NCBI's taxonomy places the organism in Eukaryota, Viridiplantae, Streptophyta, Magnoliopsida, Malpighiales, Euphorbiaceae.